Molecule: messenger RNA, 2325 nt
Organism: Notothenia coriiceps (black rockcod)
Lineage: Eukaryota; Metazoa; Chordata; Actinopteri; Perciformes; Nototheniidae
Gene: cskmt
Product: citrate synthase lysine methyltransferase
Exons: 3
Coding region: 711-1490 (259 amino acids)
Source: RefSeq, a predicted model, not a curated record
CGCUUUGGAUACAAGCGUCUAACAAAUGACAUGUAAUAAUAUGAAAUGAAGGAGACAAAACCAGACUGGGCUCCAUCUGUACUGCUGGGGCACUCAGAAGUCAAGGUAUCAACAUGUGGACGUUUUGACACAAGAGUCCACAGAGAGAAGACGAAGCUACCACCCACAGUAGAGGAAUCAAAAGACUGAAUGUGACUUUUGUAAGGUUCGGCAAGAGGAAAUCAACCGCCUGCAGGAAGAAAACACUAGUCUGAGGUUGGAGCUAGAAAAGAGGAAGCUGGGUGAAAAGUUUCUGCAAGAUGCUAAUUCCUGAAAUCAAAAACUUCACAGGACUUCCAUGUUUUGCCAUAUGCUCAUGUUUGCUAUAUCACGCCUCCUCAAACAUCAAGAAUCAGCUACGAUCCUGUGUCUAAGGCUGAAUCUCCACGUCCAACACUUGGAUCACCUCUUCUGUGUUGACAGAAAAACAAUCUCCACCAGAUUCAGAGACGCCAUACGUCUGUCUUAUCCCUUUUGUGUAAUCCUUCAGGGAAAAUAGAGUACUUGCAGGGCACUAUGCCACAUCAGGUUGUGGAGCCUUUUGGAAAUCUUGUUGCAAUCGUUUUAGGCUGGUCCCUUAAUUUAGUCUGACUGUGGGUUUGAUAUAAGGGACUGAGUGCAGGACUUAAGGACAGACAUAAGGUGUUUGACAAUACCUUUAACAUUCUCAAAUGGACUUGGGUGGUGUCAUAUUGGCUGAUCUCAUUGAAAACAUGGAUAAGAAAGCAACCUGGGACCGCUUCUAUGCUGAGAACAGAAACAGGACAACCACCUUCAAAAACUUUGAGUGGUUCUUCGGAUUCGAUGCCAUCCGGGACUUCAUCAUGCCAUCCUUGCAGACCAAGUCCCACGGAGACGCUCUGCUCCACGUCCUGGAUAUGGGCUGUGGCACUUCUGCUAUAGGGCCCUGUAUUUACAGACACUCCCAUCUCCCGGUACGGGUCACGUGUGCGGACAUCUCUCCCAUAGCUGUGAGACAGAUGCUGGAACACAUCCAAGCCAAUACCAUCCAACCUCACAAUGCUUCCUCUCAGCUUGAGUUUGUAGAGCUGGACUGCAUGGAGCUUCAGACACGCUAUGUCUGUAGAAGUGUGGACCUUAUAGUGGAUAAGGGCACCACAGACGCCUUGCUGAGGUCCAAGGAGGGCAAAGGGAAGGCUGGUCUGGUGCUGAAGCAGUGUUUGAAGGUGUUGCGUAGCUCAGGGUCGCUGCUCCAGUUCUCCGAUGAAGACCCUGAUGCCAGGCUCCUGUGGCUGGAGACUGAGGCCCAGGAGGCGGGGGUGAUGUCAUCAGAUGUUAGUGUGCAGGAGGUGGGGGAGCUCAGGGGAAUGACUUACUACUGCUACCAGGGAGGGUCCCAAAGGUGUUCCAGGAGCCACCCAGGCCCAGUUUGGUUCGUCACUUGCCCGCUACACUGGCACACACAUUACACCCUUAUAUGUACUGUAUAAUAUAUUGUCUUGUUUCCUGUGGUGGUGUCUUGAUGAUUGUUGGGAUUUAAUAAAUGCAUCGCUAACCUGACAUGUCUCCUCUCUUUAGUAGCAUUUCCUGAGCCGGUUUGUGACAGUUAAGACUUAAAGUAAAGAGUAAAUGAGUAUGUAAUUUACUUCUUUUUAAGUAUAAAGAUCAUCACAAACAUUUUCAUCUUUAAUUUGCACAAGUGCGGAUGUGCUGACAUACAGUAGGUCAACAUCUCUGUUUGAGUAGUACGGUUUAUGACCAAAUACAUGCAGUGUUAAUAACAUUCCCACCAGCCUCAGCUAUUAUAUUCAGUGCUAAUUAAGAAACACUAACUAAGAUGGUGAACAUGGGAAACAUACCAUUACAUUACAUGUUUCUUGUUAGAUGCUUUUAUCCAAAGCGACUUACAUACUGUGGGCAAUCCCCACAGGAACAAUCUGGGGUGAAGUGUCUCGCCCAGGGACACAACGACAUGCUGACUGCAGUGGGGUUUGAACUUGUGCUCCCCUGAUCCGAACACCAACGCUCUAUCCACUGCGCCACACGCCCCCCAGCUGAGCAUUAGCAUCAUGUGCAUGUUAGCCUUUUGCACUGCUGUGCCAUACCUUCACUGGUUUCAUGUAAAUCAAAGUAGAACAUACCUUAAUAAACAGAUUUCAAAAGCAAGCAAAAAAAACAAAAACAAUCUGAAUGAUUUGAUUUCUGAUUUUCUAUUACUGUUACAUCGCAAGUGACUUUUUAACUGUAGCCUAUCAUUUACUUCAACUGUUUUUGUGGGUUUUUUCACUUCUUACAUUCAAUCUAAUGGUUAUACACACAUAAAAC